ACUCCUAAAAAACCCCAAUUAGCAAUUUUGUUUCAAGUAAAAUGGCAUCUUCUUCCUCUACACUAUUGCCUCCUUUUAGGUCUAUUAGCUUGCCAUCUAGGGUUCAUCCCACUUCUCUUGAACUCGAAGCCGCUUUAAACCACCUAAAGUCCUGGCAAAUUUCCUCUGCUUCUGCUGAGACUCUUCAGCAUGGUUUGGUUGGCCUUGCAGAGAUGUACAACAGCCUUCAGGACUUCAUGCAGUCCUCCCAAAGCCAGCGAGCUCUCCUUCAAUACCAAAAUGGGAAGUUGGUAGAUGAGGCACUAAAUGAGUCUGUUGUAUUACUAGACUCGUGUGAUGCUGCCAGGGAUGCCCUGGUUACCAUGCAGCGGCAAAUGCAAAGCCUUCAAUCUGCUCUACGUAGAAGGCGAAGAGAUUCAAGUAUAGAAGCUGAAGUUGCUGCUUAUCUCAAUAUCAGGAAGAAGGUGAGAAAAGAAAUUUCCAUUCGCCUUGGAACAAUCAAGAAACUAGAAAGAAAAUUCAGUUGUUGUUUGACUACAACUUUAGAUGCAUCAGAACAUGAUGCGUCCAAUGUGGCAAGAGUACUGAGAGAAGCAAGCUCCAUCACCAUUUCUGUACUACGAUCUGUUCUUGUUUUCCUAUCCAUGCCAGGUGGGAAGAUGAGAACUAGUCCAUUGUCAUUAAUAUCGAAGCUGAUUCGUAUGAAGUCAUUGUCAUAUGAGAAAGGACAGGACAUGGUUAAUGAGGUCGGAAGUGUAGAUCUUGUCCUUUGCUCCCUCCUUGGACACUUGAAGACUAUUGAUCCCAAGGUUGAAUUGCAGAUGGUGCAAGGGAUGUUGGAGAACCUUGAUGUUAGAAUUGAAGACCUUGAAACUGGCUUAGAUUGCGUUUUCAAGUGCCUAAUCCAAAAUAGGGUCACUUUACUUAACAUCAUCACAAACUAGAAACAUUUUUGUAUCAG
Rubroshorea leprosula is the source of this 961-nucleotide messenger RNA. NCBI's taxonomy places the organism in Eukaryota, Viridiplantae, Streptophyta, Magnoliopsida, Malvales, Dipterocarpaceae. The record is from the annotation of a GenBank genome assembly.